Messenger RNA from Paramecium octaurelia, 1016 nucleotides. Lineage: Eukaryota; Ciliophora; Oligohymenophorea; Peniculida; Parameciidae. The record is from the annotation of a GenBank genome assembly.
AUGCAAUAAAAUCUCACUUGUCCAGAUCAUGGAAAGUUAAUGGAAUAUAUAAAUUUUCAUACAAAUUCUAAAUGCAACUUGUUUUGUGAGGAAUGCAUUAAAAGUUAAAACAUUUAAAAUACAGUAGUAAGAAUAGAUAAAAUUAGGCAUAAGGUUGUAAAUGAAUUAAAAAGUGUAAUUAAUUAUUAGACUAACUUAGAUCAAGCAAUAUUAGGAGAAAUAUUAAAAUAAAAUUAGAAUUAUUUAAAAUUCAUUAAUUUCUUUAAAGGAAAAAGAAUAGUAAUUAUGUAAAGUUAUUGAUGAUAUUGAUAUCUAUUAAUUUUAAAAUGUUUAAGAUUAUAUUUAAAAAAUUUAUAGAAUUAACAAUGGAGAUGUGUAGGCAACACUCACUCAAUAAUUUUUUCAAGAUACAAAACCCAUUGAUUAACUAUAAAGAAUGUUUACUUUUAGCCAAGAAUAUAAAAAUGAUUCUGUUAUAUUAUUGAAUAAAUACACAAUAAAACAAAGUAUUAUGGAUGAUAAUUCAUUGAUUAGAUAAAGUGAUUAUGAAUUCCCUUGCAACGAUUGAACCAGCCUUAGAUCAAUAGUAAGAGAGCUCAAUCUAUUUUAAAAUAAAUGUAAACAAAUUCAUUUAUAAUCAAUAAGCAUAUAGGUUAGAGCAUUGCGAUUGGAUUUUGUGAAUUAGAAGUCAUUAAAUAAUAAUAAUAUCAAAUAAGUAAUUGGAAUUCCUUAGGACACGGAUGCUAUCUAAUAUCAAGUGGAGGAUGUAAUACUAUUAAUUAUUGAUAGAUACUUAUAACUCAAAAGAUUGGAAAUUUAAUUUCAAAAAAAAUGGAUUUUGCUUUAAUCAAAAUUAAAUUAUUAAAAUUAGCUAUGAUCCGCUGAAUAGCUUAAUAAUAUUUGAAAAACUUAAUGAUUCUUAAUGCCUAAUAGAAAUGAAAAUAGCUGCAAAAGAUUUAUACGCUUGUGUUUAUGUUUCGAAACCAAAGGAUGAGAUCGAAAUUCUGAAUUUUUGA